Molecule: messenger RNA, 465 nt
Organism: Angiostrongylus costaricensis
Lineage: Eukaryota; Metazoa; Nematoda; Chromadorea; Rhabditida; Metastrongylidae
Source: the annotation of a GenBank genome assembly
CUGUGCGUUCUUAAAGCCGUGUUAUUCGAUUUAUUCAGAAGGUCUUCGAGUUUUCUCCACAAAGUUACUUUAGCAUUAGACCUAAUAGAGUUGCAAAUCAACACUGACCCGCCCACCAUUCUCCUCGAGAUCCUCCAAAUACCGAGCACAAUAGUUUUCCUUCGUCUCGCACUUCUUUCGCUUGGCAAGCAUCUGCUUUUGUUUUCUCAUACACUGCUUGUUCUUAUUAUAGUUCAGUGUUACGAGUGUUUUUUACAGGUUGACGCGGUGUUGACUGGAAAAGUAGCGAAAGAUGAGGUAAUUCGUGAAGCAAGCAGGUUUCUUUCGCAGUUUGACGCGCUUAGCUCACAGUUUGAAUAUGGUGUCGCUGAUAUUGUAGCUAAAUCUGUAUUAAUUGGAUCAUGUGACACCUUUCUGCCCAACAAUGUUGAAUUAUGGUCGAAGAGAGUAGAGUGUGUAGUGUGA